CUAAAUUCAUCACCUGCCCCCAUUCUUCCUUCUUUUAAUUCAGCCAAUUUCAGUGCCAUCCAUUCCCAUUCCUUCCUCUUGCUUUCUUCUCCUUCUUCAGAGCUUUCCAAAUUCCACCCCAACAAUGGCGGCUGCUGACUCACAAGUCAAACAACUUCGACAGAUUCUCCAAGAGCAGCAGGAACCAUUCGUUCUGAAGACUUACCUUGUUGAGAAAGGCUGCUGCAUUAGGAGCAAUAGCCUAGAACAAGAAGGAAGCUUUACCUGCUGCCGUGUCACCUCCGGGAAGAAGGGCCAAAAGGGUGUCUCCCAUUUGUCCAAGGUGGUCAGAAAUCUGUGUGAUCAAGUGGGUUCCAUCAACGGCAAGAAGCUCAAAAGGAAGAAGAAGAAGAAAAAGCAGAAGCAGAGUCCAGAGGCAGAAGAAGAGAGGUUGUCCUUCGCCAGCUGCAGCUCCAAAAAUUUCAUAUGGUUUUCUUCCGAGGGUGAUAACGUUGAAGGAAGAGCAAGUUGCUCCUCUUCAUUUGCGGAUUUCUGCAACUCUAAUGAAGAAAAGGUGAACAACCAGAUAGCUGCAGAUGGAAGCCUCCAGUGGCGAUGCAUGGAAGACGAGGAUCAGCAUUCCAGCCCGGUUUCGGUUUUGGAAGGACCGGCGUCUCAAGAAGAAGACUCUUCUUCCCCUCCAACGAAGAACAGCAGCAGCAGCAGUGAGGUCAUCAUCAGGAAGAAGAAAGAAGAGAAACCGAACCAGGUAUCGGUGGAUGAAUCCAUUAUUGCAUCAGCAUCUGUGUGGGGAGUUCUGUUACAGAGAGCAAUGGCCAGGGCUGAAGCUACUGAAACAGGGGAUCCCCUGAAAUCAAGCAGUUUAGAAUUGGAGAAAACGAAGAAGCAGCUUCUGUUCGAUUGCAUACAAGAGGAGAUGGAACUAGAGACCCAUUACAGCAGGAUGCAGAGUUGUACGAGUAGUGCUAGGAUAAUGAGACCGCAAGCAUGGAGUAGGACAUGCAAAACAGGAGGCGGGUUCGAGCUGCUAUCGGAUUCGCUUGCGCAACGAGAAUGGAGCGAUGACGGCGAGCAGUGCAGGGAGAUCGGACAGGAGAUUGCAGAUGCCAUUCUGGAAGAGAUUAAGGAUGAGAUCAUGGUUGACUUGACUGGUCCGUGAUCUCUCCCCCUACUAUACCAUUAACUCGUGUAUUUACCUACCAUCUUGAUUUCUCUUCACAUUUAGUCCAAAUUUAGGAUCCCUGUACAUAAGCAAAAAGCAGGCUCUGCCCGCAACUGUACCAACAGAGAAAUAGCUCCACCAGUUCUCUCAACUGCUUUCACCUGCUUCAUGCACCAAGGGUCAAGAAAUUUGACUUGAACUUUACAUAUGAAGAUAGUUAUGUUUCAAUAUGAGAUGGAUGAUCAAUCGAUUUAGUGAUCUGAUAUGUAUCCCCAUACUGUGGGGGACCAUUUUGUGCCUAGAAGGGUGAGAAGAUUUGGCC
Messenger RNA from Linum tenue, 1484 nucleotides. NCBI's taxonomy places the organism in Eukaryota, Viridiplantae, Streptophyta, Magnoliopsida, Malpighiales, Linaceae. The record is from the annotation of a GenBank genome assembly.